This is a messenger RNA of Orbicella faveolata, 1244 nucleotides long. RefSeq names its product melanocortin receptor 4-like. Gene Ontology annotation, molecular function: G protein-coupled receptor activity. The record is from RefSeq and is a predicted model, not a curated record. Gene Ontology annotation, cellular component: membrane. NCBI's taxonomy places the organism in Eukaryota, Metazoa, Cnidaria, Anthozoa, Scleractinia, Merulinidae. Gene Ontology annotation, biological process: G protein-coupled receptor signaling pathway.
CAUGACAGUGAGAUAAAAGACAGCUCUGGGCAGAUGUUAAUAUUAUAUGAAGUCGUUAAGUUGCUAUUUAAAUUCAGCCCACGAAGCUGAAGCUAAUUUGAUCCUUUGUGGAUUCCGAUAAAACAUUUGUCGUUAAAACUACAGAUCCAAGCAUUCACUGAUGGAAAAAAGGAAAUAUCAAACAUAUUUACAACUUCAAUGUUCGGCCGGCUGGACGAGUGGAAUACAUAAACAGUGGAUAUAUCUAUCGGCCGUAAACAUUUUUCUAUCGAUUACUGCAGUUCUUGGCAAUACUCUGAUCCUCGUUGCCCUUCGCAAGGUGUCUUCCCUUCAUCCGCCGUCGAAACUCUUGUUUAGAUGUCUAGCCACAACUGAUCUCUGCGUUGGUGUUAUAACGGAACCUCUUAGUGUUGUCUGCUGGACAUCUCUAGUUUACGAAGAAUGGAAUCUUUGUCGCUAUGUUUAUAUCUCGAGUGUCUUUGCAAGCAAUACUUUGUGUUCAGUAUCUUUGCUUACAGCGAGUGCAAUAAGCGUAGACAGACUUCUCGCCCUGUUUUUAGGGCUGAGAUACAGACAAGUUGUAACUUUAGGGCGAACAUAUUUGAUUGUAGCAAUCUUUUGGAUUAUGUCCGUUAUUGCUCCAGUAUUAUUCCUUUUAAAUCCCCUUAUAACGAUAGGGUACGUCUGCAUAGGUACAAUAACAUGUCUAGCAACCUCAGUCGCCUCCUACACAAAGAUUUUCCAAAGGCUCCGUCACCAUCAAAUUCAAGUACAGGGCCAUGUCCAACAAGAACAACCAGGCCAGAUAAAUCCGCUGAACAUACAGCGAUACAGAAAGACAGUGUACAGUGCACUGUGGGUGCAGUGUUCAUUAGUUGCUUGUUAUUUACCAAAUGGUAUACUGAUAGCCUUGGUAAGUUAUAACAAAACAUCUCCGUCCAGUGUUCUCAUGUUGGAUGUUGCAGCAACUUUAAUGUACUUGCACUCAUCGUUAAACCCGAUUCUUUACUGCUGGAAGAUCAGCGAAGUGAAGCAAGCAGUAAAGGAGACAAUCAGAGAGGCGCUUUGCUGUUUCUCGAGUUAGCUAAGUGAUUGCUGAGUGAAAUAAUUCCUGCACUUUUCCCUUCAAAUAUUGCUGUUUUGAACGCUGUUUUUUCGCUUGCUUUUUUGACUAAAAUAUAAUUUGUAAUAACUCGGAGAAAAUAGGUCUACUCAUAGGUCCCCACUGGAUCUUAUGAAAAUAA